Molecule: messenger RNA, 1440 nt
Organism: Fibroporia radiculosa
Lineage: Eukaryota; Fungi; Basidiomycota; Agaricomycetes; Polyporales; Fibroporiaceae
Exons: 6
Coding region: 1-1440 (479 amino acids)
Molecular function (GO): alpha-1,3-mannosyltransferase activity; GDP-Man:Man(1)GlcNAc(2)-PP-Dol alpha-1,3-mannosyltransferase activity
Source: RefSeq, a predicted model, not a curated record
AUGUCCUCACCCAAGUUGCGCAUUGCUUUCAUCCACCCAGACCUCGGCAUAGGUGGUGCAGAACGUCUUGUGGUCGAUGCUGCUCUCGGCUUGCAGGAACUUGGACACGAAGUAGAUGUUUACACGUCUCACCACGACCCAAAUCAUUGUUUCGAUGAGACACGCGACGGCACUCUUCGUGUGCACAACGUGGUGCCCCCCUUUCCGCGCUCGCUCAAGGGCAGAUUCCACAUCCUAUUCUCGCAUGCUCGCCAGUUACAUCUCACGGCGUUUCUCCUCCGACCGCGAUCCCCAGCCUAUGAUGUCUACUUUGUAGACCAGCUAUCGACAUGUAUUCCAUUCCUACGCACCUUCGCGCGAACGCGAGUUGUGUUCUACUGCCAUUUUCCUGACAAGUUGCUUGCUGACGGAGCUUAUGUCGAGGGGAAGGUGAAGCGAAAGGGGGGGAUUUUGAAGCGGAUCUACCGAUUUCCUAUGGAUUGGCUAGAGGAGGUGACCACUAAGCAAGCGGACAUCAUUCUCGCUAAUUCUAACUUUACUUCUCGUGUGUUCAAGGCACAUUUCAGCUCCAUUCCAAGCACACCAAAAGUGGUACACCCUGGUAUUAACCUUGCAGCAUACGAGGCGACAAGCGUGGAGAGUCAAGAUCCUGAUAUUUUAUUGGUAGCUUCUGACCGCCCAACAUUGCUCUCUCUGAAUCGCUUUGAGAAGAAAAAGAAUGCUGUUCUAGCAGUUAACUCCUUUGCCAUGCUCCGAAAGAAGCUACAAGGAACUGCUCUGGCUUCGAAAUCGCAAUCGAUGCGACUCGUAGUUGCCGGUGGCUAUGAUCCCCGACUAGAAGACAACAUGAUGACCAUCACAGGACUUGUCGACUGCGCGAAAGCUAACUCGUUGACUUUCAACAUUGUCUCUCCAACCUUGUCUCGCACUAAAAUCCCCCCGUUUGAUGUCACGCAGUCGGACCCGGAUAUUCUCUUCCUCCUGAACUUCACCACAGCCCAGCGCUCUGCGCUACUCUCUGCCCCUUCUACGCUAGCUCUGCUCUAUACGCCCAUGAAUGAACACUUUGGCAUCGGUCCCGUCGAAGGCAUGGUAUGCGGGCUUCCCAUUCUCGCUUGUAACACAGGGGGGCCCACGGAGAGCGUGCUCGACGGACCGACGGAGGAGCGGACGGGUUGGCUCCGUCCGCCUGAGGUUGAAGCAUGGGCUGAAGCGUUGAAGGACAUUGUCACCCUCCCCGCAGAUGAGCGGACCAAGUUGGCGGCCAGGGCUCGCCGGCGUGCUGUGGACAAGUUCGGUAUGGAGGCAAUGGCGAAAACUCUUGAUACCGUUCUUCAUGAAGCCGUGGCCAUGGGCCCCGUUAUGGCGUCGUCUGUCUUGCUUGUAUGCUGGGCGAUGUUGGCGGUACUAGUAGCAUAUCUUGUGAGAGACUUACUCUGA